This is a messenger RNA of Morone saxatilis (striped sea-bass), 596 nucleotides long. RefSeq names its product trafficking protein particle complex 2-like (gene trappc2l). The transcript is spliced from 5 exons. The record is from RefSeq and is a predicted model, not a curated record. Gene Ontology annotation, cellular component: nucleus; cytoplasm; TRAPP complex. NCBI's taxonomy places the organism in Eukaryota, Metazoa, Chordata, Actinopteri, Moronidae. The coding region runs from base 57 to 476 and encodes 139 amino acids. Gene Ontology annotation, biological process: endoplasmic reticulum to Golgi vesicle-mediated transport.
UUUGAAUGCAACAUAACACGUGAUAGCAUCUGACAGCUCAGAGGAGGAACACCAACAUGGCGGUGUGUAUAGCAGUAAUCGCAAAAGAGAACUACCCGCUGUAUAUUCGCAGUGUGCCCACUCAAAAUGAGCUGAAGUUUCACUACACAGUACACACCUCUCUGGAUGUGGUGGAGGAGAAGAUCUCAGCUGUGGGCAAAUCUUUGGGAGACCAGAGAGAGCUGUACCUGGGUCUGCUCUAUCCCACUGAAGACUACAAAGUAUAUGGAUAUGUAACCAACUCCAAGGUGAAAUUUGUCAUUGUUGUGGACUCAUCAAACACAUCAUUACGGGACAAUGAAAUUAGAAGUAUGUUCAGAAAAUUACACAAUUCUUUUACCGAUGUGAUGUGCAACCCAUUCCACAAUCCUGGGGACCCCAUUCAGUCUAAGGCCUUUGAUGGUAUCGUAUCUGGAAUGAUGGUGCAAACUGGCUGACAUCCCGUCUACCCCUUCGUCUGAGCUUCCACUGUACAGAAUACCCCUAAUUUUUUGCUGACAUGUUGCCUUGAUUAUUGAAAUGCCGACGUAAUAAAUCUUAACUAUUGUUGUACAUCA